This is a messenger RNA of Verruconis gallopava, 3842 nucleotides long. Its product is annotated as plasma membrane ATPase. The transcript has 5 exons. Gene Ontology annotation, biological process: regulation of intracellular pH; proton export across plasma membrane. Gene Ontology annotation, molecular function: ATP hydrolysis activity; ATP binding; P-type proton-exporting transporter activity. Gene Ontology annotation, cellular component: plasma membrane. The record is from RefSeq and is a predicted model, not a curated record. NCBI's taxonomy places the organism in Eukaryota, Fungi, Ascomycota, Dothideomycetes, Venturiales, Sympoventuriaceae. Bases 660 to 3452 code for a protein of 930 amino acids.
AUCUCAAAACAUCAUCUAUCAUCUGAUCUAGCUCUCUUUGCUGAGCUCGGGUUUGCACGCAGAAUCGGACAGCCGUCGACACCAACGGAGUCAAGCAUCUCCACUCAUUUGAAAUCUUCGCCCUCUUUGUUCCGCUCGGAGAAUAGUCCACCACCAAUACUGAGCCAAGCGCGCGCCCUGCUCAACUCUCUGCUCUUCCUAGCUCUAGCUUCGCUUCUUUGCCAAUCAGCGAAUCUUGGAUGUCUUGUCCCCAUUAAAUCCCUGGGUUCGUGUUAUAACUGUGCUCUCUCCCUACCCACCCUAUGCUUGACCUUGCAGUGCUCUGGUGAACAGAUUCCCAUUUCUAAACACUUUCCCGUGCGCCUAUUUUGCUUGAGUCUGACGCUCGGCGCCCACGGAAAAGAGGACGUUUCAGCUUUUUUAUCUUGCCCUCCGCGCUUCCUUCAACGUCUAGCCGCACGCUCUAGACCUUCUGGCUGUCCAUAAAUCUCCGCCUUCAGCCCCCUCCAAAACGCUGAGGCAAUCCGUCAGUCAAAACGGGGCCAAACCGGUCAUCAACUCCACGCAAACAUUGCUUCACGCGGCUCCUGACAAGCGGUUUUUUCCGUUUCCAGGGACAUAUCUGGUUUGAAGGAGCACCUUAGGUAUAUUACCUUGCAAUGGCGGACACAAGCUCUCUACAGAGCCGUCUGGCCUCAACUACAAUACCCCUUGGUCAAUUGGACGAGAAGACGGGACUUGGUGCUUCGAAGAACUACGGCCUCGAUGAAGAAGAAGAAGAAGAUGAGGAUAUGGAUGCUCUAAUAGAAGAGCUCGAGUCUCAAGACGCUGGCAUUGACGAGGAGGAGGAGGACACCCAGCCAGGAGGCGCUAGGACGGUUCCGGAGGAACUGCUCCAGACAUCGACACGCGAUGGUCUCACUUCCGCCGAGGUCUUGCAACGACGGAAGAAGUAUGGCCUAAACCAGAUGAAAGAAGAGAAGGAAAACCUCUUGUUGAAAUUUCUGGGCUUUUUUGUCGGCCCUAUCCAAUUUGUUAUGGAGGCUGCUGCCAUUCUUGCUGCCGGUCUUCAGGACUGGGUUGACUUUGGUGUGAUCUGCGCGUUACUGUUGCUUAAUGCUUGUGUUGGUUUUGUCCAAGAGUUCCAGGCCGGCUCGAUUGUUGAAGAAUUAAAGAAGACACUGGCCCUCAAGGCCACUGUGCUUCGCGACGGCAAGCUUCAGGAGAUUGAGGCCUCAGAGGUAGUACCCGGCGACAUUCUCCAGGUCGAGGAGGGCACCAUUAUCCCCGCCGAUGGCCGUAUCGUCACCGAAGGUGCCUUUCUUCAAGUCGAUCAAUCUUCCAUCACUGGCGAAUCUCUAGCUGUUGAUAAGCACAAUGGAGAUACCUGUUACGCGUCCUCAGCUGUUAAGCGUGGCGAAGCUUUCAUGGUCAUCACAGCGACUGGCGAUAGCACCUUUGUCGGUCGCGCUGCCUCUCUUGUCGCGUCAGCCUCAGCCGGUACUGGCCACUUCACGGAGGUGCUGAACGGUAUUGGAACUAUACUUCUCGUUCUCGUCAUUUUAACGCUACUCGUUGUCUGGGUUUCCUCAUUCUAUCGAUCCAACGGUAUUGUGACAAUUCUGGAGUUCACUCUUGCAAUUACUAUCGUCGGAGUACCUGUCGGUCUUCCAGCCGUUGUCACCACCACCAUGGCUGUCGGUGCCGCGUACCUUGCCAAGAAACAAGCAAUCGUCCAGAAACUUUCAGCCAUCGAAUCUCUUGCCGGUGUGGAGAUCCUUUGCUCAGAUAAGACCGGUACUUUAACAAAGAAUAAGCUUUCCUUGUCAGAGCCUUAUUGCGUUGAGGGCGUUGAUCCAGAAGAUCUUAUGCUCACGGCCUGCUUGGCUGCUUCGCGCAAGAAGAAGGGUAUUGAUGCCAUUGAUAAGGCUUUCUUGAAGUCGCUGAAAUACUAUCCCCGUGCGAAGGCAGUCCUCUCCAAAUACAAGGUCAUUGAUUUUCAGCCCUUCGAUCCUGUAUCGAAGAAAGUCCAAGCGGUUGUGGAAUCUCCUCAGGGCGAACGCAUCGUAUGCGUCAAGGGCGCACCAUUAUUUGUGUUGAAAACAGUCGAAGAGGACCAUCCUAUAGACCCUGCCAUUGACGAAGCCUAUAAGAACAAGGUUGCUGAGUUUGCUACGCGCGGUUUCCGUUCGCUCGGUGUCGCUCGCAAGCGAGGCGAUGCGUCCUGGGAGAUUCUUGGCAUCAUGCCUUGCUCUGAUCCUCCCCGCCAUGACACUUAUCGAACUGUUCAUGAAGCUAAAAAUCUUGGUUUGUCGAUCAAGAUGUUGACCGGUGAUGCUGUUGGCAUUGCACGGGAGACGUCUCGUCAACUUGGCUUGGGCACGAACGUCUACAAUGCGGAGCGCCUAGGUCUUGGUGGCGGAGGAGAGAUGCCUGGUUCUGAAGUUUAUGACUUUGUCGAAGCUGCCGAUGGAUUCGCCGAGGUAUUCCCACAACACAAAUACAACGUAGUCGAAAUUUUACAGCAGCGUGGGUAUCUCGUUGCCAUGACCGGCGAUGGCGUGAACGAUGCACCAUCUCUGAAGAAGGCCGACACGGGUAUAGCAGUAGAGGGCGCCUCAGACGCUGCCCGUUCUGCUGCUGAUAUUGUAUUUCUGGCCCCAGGACUCUCCGCCAUCAUCGAUGCCCUGAAGACCUCUCGUCAGAUCUUCCACCGCAUGUAUGCGUACGUUGUCUAUCGUAUCGCCUUAUCAUUGCACUUGGAGAUCUUUCUAGGCCUGUGGAUUGCUAUUCUGAACACUUCACUCAAUCUGGAGCUUGUUGUCUUCAUCGCUAUUUUUGCGGACGUUGCAACGCUGGCAAUCGCAUACGACAACGCUCCCUUCUCUAAAACUCCCGUUAAGUGGAAUUUGCCGAAACUGUGGGGAAUGUCCGUCUUGCUCGGUAUAGUGCUUGCUGUUGGCACAUGGAUCACCCUAACCACUAUGUUCCCUUACCCACGGCCAGAGUCGUCUGCCGAUCCAUCUCAAGGUGUUGGUGGUGGUAUUGUCCAGAAUUUUGGUGUACGCGAUGAAGUUCUCUUCCUAGAGAUUUCACUCACGGAGAAUUGGCUUAUUUUCAUCACCCGGUCAAAUGGGCCAUUCUGGAGCUCCAUUCCGUCUUGGCAGCUUGCCGGGGCCGUGUUGAUCGUUGAUAUUGUGGCCACCAUGUUCACUCUUUUCGGUUGGUUCAUUGGAGGCCAGACCUCGAUAGUUGCUGUCGUUCGUAUUUGGAUUUUCUCCUUCGGAGUGUUCUGCGUCAUGGCCGGUCUUUACUAUUUAUUGCAGGGCAGUCAAGGCUUCGAUAAUCUGAUGCAUGGGAAGUCUCCGAAGAAAGAUGCAAAGCAAAGAUCACUGGAAGACUUUGUUGUUUCAUUACAACGUGUCUCAACACAGCAUGAAAAGAGUGCAUGAAGCACAAGAUAUUCCGCCUUUGUCACGGCGUAGGGAGGCGAUAAAAGAAGAUUACAAAAGCUAUGCGGAAGACAUACAAAUCAAUACCGACAAAUCAUCUCGUUGCCAGCGCUUUGAGAUUCAACCAAUAUUAGAGAAUUACAACGCUGCGCCGAGUUCCGACUCCUCAGACUGGCGAACAUAGUAAAGUCGCUUUCUUUCCCUUUCAAGAUGCAAGCAAAGUGAAACCAGGCAUAGUAUAGAAGCUUUAACAUUGUCGCAUCUUUUCCGAGGACAACAGGGAAUGUACUUAUAAUAGCUUCUACAGGUAUAAAGUGCACCACACGGAUUGCUCACUCUGUUGGCGCAUUUAAAGACUUUUCCCUGGCCUCCUGUAACAUGUAGAUGGCU